GUUUAUUGGACAGUGUAGGUACUCUUACACUCUUCAAAGCAGUAAAUUAAUUCCCCAAAACGGAAACCAUAGAAAACCUCCAUUCUAUUAAAUAUCUGCAUGGAUUGAAUUGAUAUCGGAAUCGUUAUUGAACUCGUGCCUCAUUUGGUAAAUAACUCAUCAAGUCAUUUCAGCUCACUUAUAAUUCAUCAAGAUAAAAAGACUAUUAAUUUCACAUAUUAAAUGAUGUUUCAAUUAUCAAGGCUCAGAUCGAUACAUCACAAAACUGAAAACAACUGCCUGUAUGAGAAUUUUUUUCAUAACUCGUAUGUAUUCCUUCACACAAACAUUUUGUAGGUACAAAUUCUAUUUUUCAAAUUAAUUUUUCUAUUUCAUUCGUGUAACUUUCUCAUUUGAGAUCAUAAUUCAAAACUUACAAAUACCUACAUAAUAAUUUAAUAAUCACCAAUUUGAACAUGCCUCUUUUCGCGACAUUUGCAAUGUUUUUCAAGUUCUUCUCAAUAAUAUUAGCGAAUUUACACCAAAGUGAAUCUACAGUUAACUUAUGCACAUCACAAACACCAUUUGAACAAACGGGCCAUCCAUUACCACUGAGGAAUCAUACCUGGCAGAUCAUUCGUGAACAUAAUUUUCUCUACAUUGACAAGACACCAUUUUUAAUGAAGCUAUUGCAUGACGAUUAUGAGUUUGACAGGUGCAUGAUUCUUACUCGCCCUCCUGGUUUUGGUAAAACAACCUUUCUAGACAUGGUGGCGGAUUUCUUUCGAGGAAAAAAAGACAUGUUUAAAGGACUCGCAAUUGAUGCAGUGGGAAAUACAAAAUAUUAUGACUGGCAUGAGCGCAAAAUUAGCGGGCCUCUGCCAAAAUGGAAGGAAUUUCCAGUUAUUCAUCUCAACUUCCGUGAAAUUUCAAACUUCAACACUAAAAAGGAAUUUUAUAUUCAGUUUGAAUUUCUUCUGAAACGUAUCGCGGAAACUUACAGAGUGAAUACUGACGAUAGAAAAUAUUUCAGUUUGGGUUCUCUUAUCAGGAAACUAUACGAUAUCAAUUACAACCCAGUCGCCAUAUUGGUGGACGAGUAUGAUUAUCCAUUCCAUCAUGCAUACACAGAGCUGAACAAUACGGAGCUGGCAACACAAAUUAAAUCCCACCUUGAAUCGAUGAAGUCAACGAUCAAGACAAAUACUGACAAGAUUGGUCUAGCAUUUUUUGCAGGUGUGUUAUCAUUAAAUGUGAUGUUCAAAGAACGUUCAGGUAUGAAGGUCUUUAGUGACCUGACAGACCUGACAUUGGAUAAAGAUCUUGCAGAAGCUUUUGGUUUCACUGAAAACGAAAUCAAAAAUAAUAUGAGUCCUUACUUGAAAAAAUGGACCCAAAAUAGAAAUGCUACUGAGAAUGUGAAACACAUAUCAGAUGAUCCCAGAUUACAUGAAAAAACAAUUUUGGCUGGAUUAAGAAGCUGGUAUGGAGGGUAUCAAUUUUCAGAAGAAUGUGAUGCGAAUCAAGUUUUCAACCCGGUUUCCACAAUGGAAAGCUUACGAAAACAAGAAUUUGGCAGCUACUGCACAUCAACAGAUUCAAUGCAUUUCUUCGUCCGUAAAUUUUAUGAGAAAAUUCACCGCUGGGACUAUUUUACAUGGUUCCAUUCAAUGGACAAAGACCCAUACCGUAUUUAUCGUUUAAACGUCUCUCCUAGCAACCUUGUGAUCCCGUGGGAUUUGUGGAUGUUUUCACACGGGUACUUCACCAUUUCCAACUAUAAAUACGAGUAUGAUGGUUUACCUGAGAAAACUGUAACAUUGAAAUUUCCUAAUAAGUUGACAGAAAUGGCUACGGAAUAUAAUUUGGCGAUGUAUCUUCCAGAAGAAAACAAAUUUAUCCACCAAGAUUACGCUAAUGAACUUGUAGAAUUCAGUAACGCAAUGUCAAUCCAAGACACUGAAAAUGCGAUGAGAAUUUUGAGCAUUUUCCUAUUCCGAUCUUACAUAAGCCCUCAAAACAGAAAUAUGAAUCCCGGAGAGAUGGCAAGAAGGUUGGGAUUUUUUCUUCUUACCGCAUCUAUCAACUAUCAAGAGGGUGUAAAGUGCAACACUGAUACCAAUUCCAUGGCCAAUGAAGAAAUAAACGUAGAUAUCCUACAGACGACGGAUUUGAAGAUGAAUUAUAUUAUCAAAAUUCAAACUACAAAUAAUGUCAAUGAAACUGCUUUUACAGCUCUCGAACAGCUCCGUGAAUAUUUCAGAAAGCAUCCAAGAUCCUUCACGCAGGGGAAAGAAAAUCAAACAAAUUUUUGCUUCUUGGGUCUCAGUUUUGUGUAUCUUGAAGGAUCAGCUAAGCUGAAUAGCUGGAUUGCUCUACCAUUCGUGAGCGGUGUUCCACAGUAUUCAAAUGUGGUAGCUCAACCUCAAAACUUGAAACAAAGACUGCUUAUAAAAUUUCAGUGAUGCAAACUGGGAAAAAAAUCCGUUGAGGGUUAAAGGUUAGCGACAGAGAAAAAUGUGCAGGUAAACAGUUACAAGUUAUUAACCAAAAUUUAUACCUACCCAUACCAAACCGCGGAUAAAUUGUUUUGAAACCACUCUCUGUUUCUGUAAAAUUUCAAAAAAAUAUUGCAUACCUGCUUAAUUCUUUCAAAAAUGAAUUAUCAGUUGCUACCCUCAAAGAUUCUUCUAUUCUUCUCCUCAAAAUCAAAUCAAUUUUCAAAACUGCUGUGAAGGUAAUGGAUUUUUUGACAUGGAUAAAAUAAUGUUUUUUGCACCUAGGACCUCGAUUUGUCCGACAGGGGUCCUCAAGACCCUACAUUUCAGAAUUUGAAAAAAAAAUCGAUCAAUUCACAAUCAUGACAACGUAUUUGCUACGACGAGUCGACGAGUAGAUUGCGAAAGAGACAGAGACAAACAGAGAUCACGGAGUGCUUUAAAACGUCACGCAUCACUUUCUCGUCAUGUUUUGCAAACAUCCAUAGCAAAGAGACCCGGACGCGGAGCCUAGGGACGAGUACGUGUGUAUUUUUGUACUUAACGACAACAAUGUUACCCCGACUAAUUGGAAAGUUUUACAAGUUACCAGUGUAAUCUACGUGAAAUUUCAACUAGCUAUAGAGUCUAUCCUUAUACCCUUUAUUUUUCACCCACUCCGAUCGAAACCUACAGACACGAACUCGUAUGUAGUUUAAACGAACUGGAACUUAGGAACUGAUUUUUCAAACGAGCUUCGACUGAAGAUGAAAGAGCCGAGGCAAAGAACCCGAAAGAAAUCAACAAACGUAAUGGAAAGGAAAUAAGGGAAACGAAGUAGUACGUGGUUAAUUUUUUAUCGUCGUUUCUGCGAGGCAGCCUUGUUCAUUUCCUUUACUCUUCUUACUGGUGAUGGUGCAGGAGGAGGAGGUGGUGGAGGUGAGUCGAUGUGUGGUGCUGAAAUGAAACUUCAACCCGCUCGUGGUAAUACAAUUAAUAAAGAGAAAACCAUGCUCGAAUGUGGCUGUGGUGUUUAUCGAAUUUUUUAAAUGUAACUGGAACAUGAAACGAAGACUGCAGAAUUCGUGUAGGUAACAUUUUUUAACCCUUCAAAGCCUGAACCAAACUGGAAGUGAUCAGAAAAAAUGCUUUCAAUUUGUUGAAUGGGACUUCAGACUUGCAUGAAUAUCACUUUAAUGUGUAGGGGAGAUUGUUGUACCAGGGACCGAUUUUUCGUUUUUUGGGAAUGGACUCCACCCAUUAAUUAUUUUUGAAAAUGUGAAUAGGGUGCAUCAAAGAAUGGUCUUUUACAAAAAAAACGAGAUAUUCACAUUUGUUCAAAACUCAUUCCCCUCCCCUCCAGAAUUUUUUUAAAAAGUCACUUUUUUUUGGUCCAUGGUACAACGGGUCGUGUACCAAGGACCAAAAGGAAAUUUACCCUGGAAAAUGCCUAAAAGUUGGCCGUGAAGGCAUAAAGUUUACGUAUGGCUCAUAGACAUUCAUUAUGCAUAUUUACUUUUUACAAUAAGAUCAUAUAAAAUUUUGCAGAUUUUUUUUUAAAAAUUUCAUAAGUUUGUCAUGUUGUACCACGGACCAUAGAUUUUUCCUCAAAUUUCCACCAAUUUCAAAUAAAUUUUGAAACGUUUUCAGAUGCUACAAUGUAAAAACUGUGUAAAGGGCAUCCUGGCAUCUGAAAAAGUAUCAAAAUUCGUGAAAAUUAGAUGAAAAAAUUGCGGUCCGUGGUACACGAUCAAAUUUGGUCCCAGGUACAAGACCUCCCAAAAUUUAGAAAAAAAUUUCUACAAAAUUUCACACAAUAUUUUUCCAAAAAGUGAAUAUGUGUACUUACACUUGGAUGGUGUAGCUACACGUUGCACUAAUUGCUUUGACAAAUUUCAAAUAAACAACAGGUCAAAAUGAGUUCACAAAACAUGGCAAAAUGUAAUUUUUCGUUUUAAAACGUGAUAAUCGUGUGCAAAAUUUUCAAAUGAAAACCUUAUCGCCUAUAGUUCAUUUUGUGGCAUACCCUAGUGAUGCUUUAAAACGUAGUGGGGUCCAAAUUCCGCAAGUGGCGUUAGUGAGGGAAAGGUCCCUGGUACAACAGGUCCGGGGUACAACAAUCUCCCCUAGUAUGCCCCCCUGCCCCUCAAAACUAUUUCGUAAAUGAAGGGUCGAUUUUUUCAAAUGUUUGUAAAUUAUGAAAGAGCAAAAUACCUAAUUGGCCCAAAUUUGAGGUAAUCUUAUAUAAUCACAUUCCAUGCAUCUAAUUAUUGAAAGCAAAUCCUUGACGAGCCCCGUCCCAUUUUUGGUGGGGUAUAAAUGUGAAAAAGUUGAGGUAAAAUACGGGCCAAUGUCCUCCAUUCUUAAUUUUAUGAAUUUGUUAAUGUGUCAUUCUGCAGGUAAAGGGCCCAUUUGGCCGUUUCUAUUUAUCGAGAUAAUGUGUUUUUAGUGAAAAAGUUGAGAGAAUCGAUAAUCGCGGGUUUGAUGGAUUUCGAUGUAGAACAUAUCCGACUAUCACGUGUUGAAGUAUCAAGGCCGCAGGUGCGCCCCAAGUGGAGAAAAAUAGAACUAAAGUUUUUCCAAGAAGGGCCCAUUUGGUUGAUUUUGUUUUUUUUGCAGUAAAUUCAUUUCUAGUCGCCAGUUGCAACAUGUAUACCCUUCACAAACACAUUUUACCUAGGUGCAGCGCUAGCCAUGUGACACACUGGAUUUCGGAGCAGGAGAUAUAUAGGUUCAAA
This is a messenger RNA of Planococcus citri (citrus mealybug), 5194 nucleotides long. RefSeq lists its product as uncharacterized. NCBI's taxonomy places the organism in Eukaryota, Metazoa, Arthropoda, Insecta, Hemiptera, Pseudococcidae. The transcript is spliced from 2 exons. The record is from RefSeq and is a predicted model, not a curated record. Bases 456 to 2444 code for a protein of 662 amino acids.